AUGGGUCCCGCGGUGUUCACCGAGCUCGCGCAGCCCGCGUACGCGCGCGACCCCGACGACGACGGCGCGCACCCGGUGUCCGCGCUGCCCCCGGCGGCGCAGCUGGCGCUGCCCGUGCUCGAGCUCGUGGCGGCGGACGAGGGCGCCCACCCCAACCCUUGGACCGAGCCGCUCGAGAUUAAUACCGUGGCGGAGCGGCGCGCGCGCAUGUGGCACCAGCUGCGCGUGGCGUGCGAGAAGGUGACUAACGCGCGGGCGCAAGAGGUGGAGCGGCGAGCAGAGGCGGACGCACAAGCGAGUGCUGGCGGGGCAGCAGCAGUCGCGGGAGCAGCGCACGGGGCCAGCAGCGCCGUGCCUCCGUCCCCUCACUCCCCCGACCCCGCUACUAGCGCCGUUGCGGGCGGCGCGGCUGCGCCAUUCACAGCAGCAGGCGCGCGUGGCGUGCCGCCCGGGCUGCUGCAGUUCGCGCGCACCGUCGCGCGCCUCGUGGGGUUGGGGGGAGGCGCGCGCGUGGCGCCGGAGUGGAUGGCGGAGGACGGGGGGAGGGCGGAGGCGGAGAAGACAGACGAGGGCCGGGGCGAGGGGCAAGAGGGAGUGGACGGGGCACCUGAACUCACGCCCUCUGCUGCUGCUGCUGGCGCUGCUGGUGGCAGUGCUGUUGAAGGGCUUUCAGCGCACAAUAAUGAGGAUGCUCCUAGCGGGGUGGAGGAAGGGCAGGCAGCAGCGAGGGGCGGAAGGCCGACGUUUCAGCAGUGGCAGCAGGGGGGCGCGCAGGGGGGUGUGCAAGGCGGAGGGGGGGCGGGGAGGGGCAUGAGGGUGGCGGUGGGCAUGCAGGUGCAGCUGCCUCGCUCCGUGUCGCCCCACGUAAGGGCCUCCGUCACUCCUCGCUCUGCCCGCCUUCGGCGCCGCGUCGCCACAGCGGUGGGGGCGGAUGGGCCAGCAGGGCUGGGCAGCCCGGGGGGCGGCGAUGAGGGCGCGCGCAGCAGGGGCGUGGGGGGGCUGGCGGACGUGGCGGAGGAUGUGAGUGUAUCGAGGGGCGGGGGCAGAGAGGGGGAGAGGGCGGGGUCGUGGGGCGUGCUGCUGGGGGGCGUGGGUCUGGUGCAGCAGCGCGAGGCACGGGAGCGCGAGUGGGCGCGCGAGGCAGCAGCAGCGGAGGCGCAGGCAGCAGCGCUGGCAGCAGCAGCGGCGGCGCAGAGAGCGGCGGUGGCGCGGAGGAAAGCCGGGCUGGACGGGCUUGAGGUGGCCGUGGGGGCGGGCGAGGGCGCUGCCGGGUCAGGGGCCGCGGGUGCGGUGGGGGCAGAGGGUGGGUGGGGCGUGGUGGGGUUCAUUCAGGUUGGGGGGGAGGGCGGUGGGGAGGAGCAGGAGCGGCGGCUGGAGGUGGCGUGUGCCAUCCGCGUGCGCGACACGGCCUCGGGCCAGGAAUACCUCGUGGAGCACCCAGCGCUGCUGCUCUGGGGGGGGGAGGAAGGCGCUGGUGGGGCAAUGGGCACGGAGGGCGUGCGGUGGGGCUUUGGGGGGAAGGCAAUGAGGGGGCGAGGGCAGGCGGGGGCGUCCACCGGUGGGGGGAGUGUGGGCGGUGCGGGGGUUGAGGGCGUGGCGGAUGGGGAGAAUGUGGCAGCGCUGCUGGCUCUGAGGGCCGUGCGGCAGGCGGUGCGCGAGGAGAGGGUGGUGGAGCGGCGGCGCAAGAAGAAGACCCCCCUGGCGCCCACAGCCGCUGCAGCUGGUGGCAUGGUGGGUGCAGGCGAGGGCGAGGAGAGGCCAGCAGAGGGCGCAGUGGAAGGGAAAGGGAGUGCUGCAGCAAGUAGCAGUGCACGGGACAGAGGCGCCGUGGGGAGUGAUAGGGAGGGCGGUGAGAGGGAAGGGAAGGCGGAGAAGGAGGGGAGGGAUGGCGGAGAGGUGGGUGCGGUUGAGAGUGGUGAGGAGGGGUCGGACGCGGAGUACCGUGAAGGGGUGCGGUUUGUGAGUGCUCGGCGGGAAACCCUGGGGCUGACAGAUGAUGAUGAUGAGGGCGAUGUGGCGCGCAGCGAGGUGUUCGCUGAUAUCGAGGAGGCGGGAGAGGAGGAGGAGGGGGAUGAGGAAGAGGAGGAGGAGGAGGACGAGGAGGAAGAGGAAGGAGACGAAGAGAGGGAGGGGGUUUCGUGGGGGAAGAGGGAAGCGGAAGUGGGGGGGAAAGGGGGCGGGGAGGGGGAGCGGGAGGGGCAGCGUGGCGACAAGAGUGGGUCACCGGAGGAGAGUGGGAAGAAGUCCAGGUGGGGGCGAAGGGCGGGUAAGAGCAAGGCCAGUGCAGGGGUGGGGGGAAGCGAGGAGGGGAUGGACGGGGAGGAGGGUGGAGAGGGCAGCAAGGAGGAGCGGGGCGGCGUGGAGGAUGGGGGGGAGGGUGGCGGGCAGGGCCGGCCCAAGUCGAGCCGUGGGCGCGGGUGGCUCAAGGCCAUCCGCCGUGCUGCUGGGUACGGCAGUGGUAGUGGCAGUGGCAGCGGGAAGGGCAAGGAUGGCGGCAAGAGUAAGGGGGGGCAGGGGGAGGACAAAGAGGGCGGUGUGGGGGUUGGAGGGGGAGCGGUGGGGGGGGAGGGCAACGGGGAUGGGGGCGGAUGGUCGGGGGAGGGAGAGAGGCCGGGGGAGCCAUCAGUGCAGGCAGGGGAGCGCUCAGACCAGCCACCUGCCGGACCUCUGGGAGGCUCGGGCCUAACCUCAUCCGGACUAGCAGGCUCGGGGCCAGGCACGGCGAAGACAGCAGCAGCAGGGGCGGCAGCAGGCGGGGGUGGUGGGGCGUUGGGCGCUCCUGCGGUGGGGCCGGUGAGGGUGAAGGUGUCGGCUGUGAGGAAGCCCGCCCGCCAGCUGUCCGACCUGUGGCUGCGCCAGGAGGUGCGCGGCGCGCACGACGGCGCCGUGUGGGUGGCGCGCUUCAGCUGCUGCGGGCGCUACCUCGCCACGGGCGGGCAGGACGGCGCCGUGCGCGUGUGGCGGGUGGAGGGGGCGCCAGGGGGGGUGGGCGAGGGGAGUGGCGCCGCGGACGAGGUGGUGGUGGGCACGUGGGAGCGGCGUGGGGGGCGGCUGGGUGGGGGAGGGGGCAGUGGAGGGGUGGAGGUUGGGGGGGGGAGCACAGGAGGUGCGACGGUGAAGGGGUGGGAGGAAGCGCAGGUGCGGGUGAGAGGGUACCCACGGGAGCGGUCGGAUGGCACGCCGGCAUUCGCAUCGGAGGAGAUGGCCCCGCCUGCCCUCCCCCACGCGGCGUCGCUGUCGUCUGGCUUCCGCUCCGUGCCCUCCUCCCCCAUGCACCCCCUGCUGCGCCCCUCCUCUGCCGCCCCCCACGCACCUCCAGAGGCAGCGCCACGCGGCCGCGCGGGUGGCAGUGGCAGCGGAGGCGGGGGUGGCGGGGCGAGCAUGGGGCGGGCGGUGGCGCUGUUCCGGCUGCAGGAGGCGGCGCUGUGCUGCUUCACGGGCCACUCUGCUGACGUGCUCGACCUCGCCUGGGCGCCCAACGGGGUGCGCCCCUCCCCACGCCUCUCAUGCCGCCCCUCAUGCCGCCCCUCCCCACGCCCCUCCCCACACCCCUCCUCCACGCCCUUUCCCAUGCUCCUCCCCAUGCCCCUCCUCAACACCUGCCUCAGUGAUCCUCUUUUCUCUCCCUCCUUGCCAGACCCACUGUUCACAUAUCCAUGCAUACAAGACCUCCCAUCGCCGUCCCCAUGCACGUGUGCCCCUCCGUCUCCUCCCCCCCCUCCCAAUGCAGCGCCCGCUGCUGGUGUCGGCAUCAGCGGACAGGACGUGACGGCGGUGGCGUUCCACCCGCGGCAGGCGAAUGUGUUUCUGACGGGGGCGCUGGAUGAGAGGGUGCGCGUGUGGGCGGCAGCGCAGGGCGCCGUGCUGGACUGGGUGGACGUGGGCGAGAUGGUCACUGCCGCCGCCUUCAUGCCUGAUGGCCAGGUGCGUGCCUUCACCCCUGACGCCCAGGUGCGUGCCUUCACCCCUGACGCCCAGGUGCGUGCCUUCACCCCUGACGCCCAGGUGCGUGCCUUCACCCCUGACGCCCAGGUGCGUGCCUUCACCCCUGACGCCCAGGUGCGUGCCUUCACCCCUGACGCCCAGGUGCGUGCCUUCACCCCUGACGCCCAGGUGCGUGCCUUCACCCCUGACGCCCAGGUGCGUGCCUUCACCCCUGACGCCCAGGUGCGUGCCUUCACCCCUGACGCCCAGGUGCGUGCCUUCACCCCUGACGCCCAGGUGCGUGCCUUCACCCCUGACGCCCAGGUGCGUGCCUUCACCCCUGACGCCCAGGUGCGUGCCUUCACCCCUGACGCCCAGGUGCGUGCCUUCACCCCUGACGCCCAGGUGCGUGCCUUCACCCCUGACGCCCAGGUGCGUGCCUUCACCCCUGACGCCCAGGUGCGUGCCUUCACCCCUGACGCCCAGGUGCGUGCCUUCACCCCUGACGCCCAGGUGCGUGCCUUCACCCCUGACGCCCAGGUGCGUGCCUUCACCCCUGACGCCCAGGUGCGUGCCUUCACCCCUGACGCCCAGGUGCGUGCCUUCACCCCUGACGCCCAGGUGCGUGCCUUCACCCCUGACGCCCAGGUGCGUGCCUUCACCCCUGACGCCCAGGUGCGUGCCUUCACCCCUGACGCCCAGGUGCGUGCCUUCACCCCUGACGCCCAGGUGCGUGCCUUCACCCCUGACACCCAGGUGCGUGCCUUCACCCCUGACGCCCAGGUGCGUGCCUUCACCCCUGACGCCCAGGUGCGUGCCUUCACCCCUGACGCCCAGGUGCGUGCCUUCACCCCUGACGCCCAGGUGCGUGCCUUCACCCCUGACGCCCAGGUGCGUGCCUUCACCCCUGACGCCCAGGUGCAUGCCUUCACCCCUGACGCCCAGGUGCGUGCCUUCACCCCUGACGCCCAGGUGCGUGCCUUCACCCCUGACGCCCAGGUGCGUGCCUUCACCCCUGACGCCCAGGUGCGUGCCUUCACCCCUGACGCCCAGGUGCGUGCCUUCACCCCUGACGCCCAGGGCAUAGCAGUGGGGACAGCCAUCGGCAAUUGCCGCUUCUACUCCAUCUCUGGUAACCACAUCAUGCUGCACACGAGAGAACACACGAGACCACGGCGUUCAUGCAAAUUGUCCAUCCUCAUUGCCAGAAUUUUGCAUUUCCGUAACCCCUCUCACCCCUCUCACUGCAUGCACUCGUUCAACUCCUUGACCUGUUUCUCCCCAUACAUGCUCUGCCCGGCAGCUGACGGCGAGCUGAGUCUGGACGAGUCAGUGGAUCUGCGCGGCGCAAAGGCCAAGAAGCUUCCUCCGAAGAAGAUCACGGGCAUCCAGGCGGUGCCGGGGUCGUCCGCCCACGUGCUGGUGUCGGCGGCGGACUCGCGCCUGCAGCUGUACCAGGGCGCGCAGCUCAAGUGCAAGCUGCAGGGCCACAAGAACACCGCCUCGCACCUGGCGGCGGCUGUCAGUGUGGGUGGUGACUUCAUCGUGAUGCCCAGUGAGGACGGCACCAUCUUCCUCUUCAACCCGCCUGGGCUCCUUGCCAAAACCGGACAGCCGAAUGACCGGCAGAAGGCAUACGAGUAUUUUGCGUGCCCGAGCGUGAGCAGUGCAGUGGCAGUGUGGCCGCUGGGGGUGGAGAGGCGGCGAGUGGGCCAGUCGUCGCUGACCUCAGGUGGUGCUGCCAGCGCCUCUCUGCCCGGCCUGUUGCCUGACCAGCCACGUCUCAUCCCCCGGGGGACCAGCUCCGCCUCUCCUGCUGCCACCCUCACGACACGCCCAGGUGCUGCUCCUUCCCCUGCCACUGCUGCAGCGCCUGCCGCUGCCAGCAGCAAUGGCGGCAGCACAGUGGGGCUGUUCUACGGGGGUACGGCUGCCCUCACAGCAGCAGCAGUGGCGCCUUCUCCCUCACCAACAUUGGCGGGCGCGGACUGGGAGCAGAGCAGCCGGGGCAGCCAUGGGGACAGUAAUCCCAGCCGCCCCACCACGAGUGCCAGCGUGGGCGGCAGUGCAGGGCAGCACAGCACGUCCACGGACCUGGGGGGGUCGGGCGAGGCGGACAAGGCGUUGAGGGAGCGAUUUGAAGCUGCUGUGGCCGCCAUCGAUGAUGGCGGGGCAGGCGCUGCGCCUGGCGAUGGUUCGGGACAGGCAGUGCAGGACGGAGGUUGGAGUGUGGCAGCAGCAGAUGGGGGCGCAGCAGCAGCAGCAGGCGCUAGCAAGCCCCCGCUGCACUCUGCUGCCCCAGGGGCGUCACGAAGCCCUCUUCGUCUUUUCUCCCCCUCCUGGGCGGCAAGUGAUGAGCUGGGGGGCGGCGGCAGCAGUGCAGCCGACGGGCUGGAAGCGGCGGCAGCAGCAGUGGCAGGCACAGAGGGGCCAACGCAGACUGUACCAGGUGCUGCAGCACAGGCAGCAGCACAGGCAGCGGGUGGAGCGGCAGCAGCAGCAUCGAGACGGAAAGAGCAGAUGGCAGCCGCCGCAGCAGCUGCCGCACCCACACCACCCAAGGGCAGAGCCGCAGCCACAGGGGGAGGGGCAGGAGGAGGGGCAGGGGGAGGAGGGGGCGAGGGAGGGGGGUGGCAGUGGGGCGAGGGCACGGCAGAGAGGGCGUCGGCACUGGGGCUGGUAAUCGUGGCGGGCAGCUUCAUGGGCGAGCUGAGGGUGUACCAGAACAUGGCCGCCCCCUCCAAGGGGUAG
Messenger RNA from Closterium sp. Naga37s-1, 6675 nucleotides. NCBI's taxonomy places the organism in Eukaryota, Viridiplantae, Streptophyta, Zygnematophyceae, Desmidiales, Closteriaceae. The record is from the annotation of a GenBank genome assembly.